AUAAAAGAUGUAAAAAUCGUUGUUUAGUUGAUCAUUGGUGAUUUGUGUAUGUUAGUGCUAAAGUUUUAUGUAUUUAUCGAUGGUCAGGGAUCUGACUCGACGAUCUAGAGUUUGUCAAGGGCAGUAGACGGUCACGUGAGCAAGUGGAGGUCAGUUUGGGGACCAUGUUAUGAUGUACAUCAUGUUGUGUUACCUGACUAUGUCAAAUACACGUUUUCGACAGGAAUUUUUGUCAUGUAAAUGGUGACACCCAAAAGAUAUGGGCCACCAUAAUGACAGUUCAGCAAUUUUCUGUCACAGACCCCCUACACCAAAAACCAGCCAACAGAAGUUUUCUUGUAAUAUCCAUCAUCUGUUUUGUGAUUGCCUGCAUCUUCAUCUGCACAGCCCUUUCUGUUAUUUUGACUAAUAAUGAACCUAAGAAACAGCCCAGAGUUGACACAGAUUAUGGUGCCUUGAGUUCAAAGACAAGGAGCAGUUUGUUGUCCCUCAUUCAACCAUCUUCCUCCUUUGCUCCUUCUGUGUCCACAGAUGCAACAUCUGCCUCCAUACAGAUCUCAAGUUCUCCAAUAAAACCCUCUGAAGUCAGCACUCGUCCUGUACACAAUUCCUCAGCAAUGAUGAUGUAUUCAUCGACAAUCAUGGUUUCAGCAACUUCAACCCUUCUACAGAUGUUAUCCUCAGUCAUGUCUAUCUCGGAGAAGUCUUGGACUUCUCCUGUCUUCCAUACAUCAUCUAUAGAUUUUUCCUCAGAUGUGUUAUCCUCUUUCUACUCCCCUGUUUUGUCCAGUAGUUUGGUCAAUACAACAAUUGCUGCUCCCGUUACCUUACCAGCGUGUUCUGAAUCCGAUUUUACUUGCCACAGUGGAGAAUGCGUCCAAAAAAACUUUCGAUGUAAUCGCUAUCAGGAAUGUCGGGACAAAUCUGAUGAAGAGAACUGUCCAGACUGUGUGGGCGUUCAGUGUGACUCAGGGCUGUGUCUAUGGAGCUGGUUCCCCCUCUGUAAUGGUGUGGUGGACUGUCCCGAUCUCAGUGAUGAAGUCAAUUGUGCUUCAGAUACCAAGUUCCAGUGUGACAAUGGGGUGUGGAUCUCCACAGAUCAGUGGUGUAACGGGAUUGACAAUUGUUAUGACAACAGUGAUGAGAGGAAUUGCAGCUGUCUGGCCGGUCUGGAGACGAUGUGUGGUGACGGGAAGUGUAUUCGCACAGACUGGAUCUGUGACGGAUUCAGUGACUGCAGUACAGAUGAGAUUGGCUGUGACAAGUGUGGCGGUGACCAGUAUGUGUGUGGAGACUACAGCUGUAUCAGUGAGACCAUGGUGUGUGAUGGGCUCCAAGACUGUCCCCGGGGGGAGGAGGAAAAGCAGUGUUUUACCCUUGUGAAUAACCUGACCACCUCAAGCGGGAUACUUGUGGGGAGCUUCAGGGGAAGCAACUUUGUCUAUCCUGUAUGUAGCACAAACUGGAACCCCCGUCAUAGUGACACUGUGUGCAGGAGUUUGGGACAUGGGGAAUCGGCGAGGACCCUGACCUCUAGUAAGUUGGAUGCCGUUCAGUAUUUGGAGCUGAUUGACUACCAGACAGACACACAGACAAUCCUCCCACAUCUCCAGACCAGCCUCACCUGUCAAUCAAACAGGACUGUUGAGAUCACCUGCAUGCCAAAAGAGUGUGGGAGGAGGAGCCCUGGCCUCCUGGUUCCAUUUAUCUCGGGCGGAGACCUGGUCACUAGAGGGCGCUGGCCAUGGGUGGUAUCCCUGUCCUACCUGGGGAAGCCUAUCUGUAGUGGUGUCCUCAUUAGUCCUCGCUGGGUCCUCACCGCAGGACACUGCAUGGCUGUGACAGGGGUUUACAAUUACACCCACACACCUAACUACAUCCAAGUCCUUCUGGGUUCAAUUAAACGCUCACGUGACCUGGACAGAGAAUCAGUGCUAUUGCGUGCAGUCAAGAUUCUCCACCACCCUGACAUGAAGUGGACAGGUGAGGGGACAAUUUACUGGGACAUUGCCCUCAUUCAGUUAGAGAGACCAGUGACCUUCACCUCUGUCAUUCAGCCCACCUGUCUCUCAUCGUCCCAGAAUUUGCAGGUAACAAGUACCUGCUUCCUCGCCGGCUGGGGAAACAUCGAACCUAAUCACGACACAACAGUGGAGUAUUUGAGAGAAGUCAAGCUCCGUGUGUGGGGGGAGGAGGCUUGUAGGAAUAAUACCUUACCGUCAGAAGCCAGCGUCAACACAAACUUCACCCUGUGUGCCGGCUACACCGUGGGCAUGAUGUCUGGAUGUCGGGGGGACAGUGGGGGUGGCCUGAUGUGCGUGAACCACCUCGGUCAGUGGAGCGUGGAGGGCAUCAUGUCCAGCGGCGGGGCUCAGUGUGGCGUCCCCUCCCCCCGGGCUCUCCGCUUCACCAGUGUGAACGCCACCUUCCCAUGGAUUAGACAGACCAUGUUUACAUAUGGAUGAUGUUCAAUUCCUAGAUCCACCACAUUUCUUAUGUUGGUCUGUUGUGCAUUUGCUGUAAGCUAGGGUGGUAUAUCAGGGUCGGGUGAUUGCUACACCUGGGAGGCAGGGAACACUGCCUAACAGUGUGACAUUGACCUCAAUUACCUACCACCAUAAAUGAUUCAAAGCAGGACAGAAACACAAUAUUGAUUCAAGCAGUAUGUAGAGUUUGUCUUAAUAUUGCUAUUACUUCAUUAAAAUCUUUGUGUACCUUUCUAUCAAAUUCAUAUCUUGUAUGUUUUAUCAUUCUAUACUGUUAUAGUUACAUGUAUGUACUAACUGUAAUCACGAAGAAUCAUCGACUUGUACAUAAUUAAGCCAUACUGUUAGUCAGGAGAAAUCGACACCUGCAUCACUUAGUUUUGGAUUACACAUUUAUCAGUACAUGCGAUAUACAUGACCCUUAUUAUUAUCAGAGAUAGUCGGAACUAAUAAGAAUAGUCCAGUAUUCACCAUAAGCUUAGAAAAUAUACUAGUGCAAUUUAUCAGUACAAGUUUGUUUAAUGUAGUUUUAGAAAAUUGAUUGUCCAUGUAAUAUUAAAAACACAUUUGGACUAUGUUUUUGAAUAAGUCAAUAUUGAAUUUGUUCAGCUUUCUCAAUAUCAAAAAAAUAAAUAGUUUAUCACAUUAUCAGUUGCAAGAAAAUUUUUAAAAAAGAGCUACCUACCCACCCACAAUGAAAAUUUGUCUCUGAUUACGACAUAUUAUUAAUGCUGGCCUCAUAAGUACAAAAUGAUUUAGGACAAUUUACAAUUUCAUAAUUUGCAUAUUGCAGAAACUGUACAAUCCAGUUUUGGUUAGCAUUGUUAUUUUGGUAUUCCUUCAUUGUUCUAGUGUCCAAUUCUAUCACUACAAUUAGGUUUGUAGAAAAGUAUAUUUUACAAAAGCCAUCUUUAUAUUUUGAUAGGAAUUUUAUUUGUAUCAGGUGCACUGUCAUUUUAUGAUAUUUUUAAAAAUAUAAUGUGUGCAAGAUAUUUAUAAAUGUAAAUGUUUAUGUUUUAUAGAAUAUUGGACAUAUUGUUUUAUUUC
Magallana angulata is the source of this 3533-nucleotide messenger RNA. Its product is annotated as atrial natriuretic peptide-converting enzyme-like. The transcript is spliced from 15 exons. Gene Ontology annotation, cellular component: membrane. Lineage: Eukaryota; Metazoa; Mollusca; Bivalvia; Ostreida; Ostreidae. The record is from RefSeq and is a predicted model, not a curated record. Gene Ontology annotation, biological process: proteolysis. The coding region runs from base 273 to 2465 and encodes 730 amino acids. Gene Ontology annotation, molecular function: protein binding; serine-type endopeptidase activity.